AUGCAGCUGCCUCUUCAUCAUCUUGGGGGCGCGGGCGCGGCACCCCCGGCCCAGCCUGCAGUGCCCGCCGCGCUGCUCUCGCCCGGGAUGGUGGGCGGCGCUCUGCGCUUCCUGGGCCCGCGGCCGCCCCUGCCCGCGGCUCCACCCCCGCCCCCGGCUCGCUCCACUCGCCAACUUUCUUCGGUCACGCUCCCGGGUCUUCCGGGGCCCCCAGCGCGUCCGCGGCCGCCCCCGCAAGUGUCGCGGCGCCUGCAGCCUCCCGGUUCCCAGGUUGCGCGCGGCCCCGCCCCCGGCCCCGCCCCGCCCGGCCCGGUGGCGGGAAGCAGAACUGCAGGCACAGAAGAGGGACCUAGGAAGUCACCGACCAGCCCUUCCCAGCAUCCUUCUCCAGCCACUAAACACACUUCGCUGAAAGGGCCUGAGGGCAUGGCUGGCCCCCUCCAAGGCAGCCCUGGAUGUCCUCCAGCUCCUGUUGAGUCCUUUGGGCCUUACAGCCUAAUUCAUGAGCGCUCAGAAAACACCGUGACCCACGUGUACCCCUCCUGA
This is a messenger RNA of Erinaceus europaeus (western European hedgehog), 546 nucleotides long. RefSeq lists its product as uncharacterized. The record is from RefSeq and is a predicted model, not a curated record. The coding region runs from base 1 to 546 and encodes 181 amino acids. The transcript is spliced from 2 exons. Lineage: Eukaryota; Metazoa; Chordata; Mammalia; Eulipotyphla; Erinaceidae.